GCCCCGGCCGGAAGUCCCCUCGCCGCCGCUUCCUCACGCGAAGGCGUGGUGCGGGCCCGCCGGUCCCGCCAGAUGGGCGGUUGAGGAGGGGCCAGAGCGGCUGCGGGGAUCUUCCCUAGGGCGGCGAGGCCGCGGAGGGCGCGGGGGUGGAGGCCCGCGGCGCUAUGGCUCACGUCAGCUCUCGCAAGCGCUCCAAGAGCCGAAGCCGGUCCCGGGGCCGCGGGUCGGAAAAGAGGAGGAAGAAGAGCAGUAAGGACGCUGCUCGGAGCUGCUCGGCUUCUAGAUCCCAAGACCACAAGGCCAGCAACACGUCCUCUGGGGUGGAGGCCUCACCUUCUCCCUGCAUCACAGAGAGAAGCAAGCACAAGGCCCGGAGGAGACCACGGUCCAGCUCCUCCUCCUCUUCUUCCAGUUCUUCUAGCUCUUCUUCCUCUUCGUCCUCCUCCUCUUCCUCCAGCGAUGGCCGGAAGAAGCGGGGGAAGCACAAGGACAAGAAGAGGAAGAAGAAGAAGAAGAAAAGGAAGAAGAAGUUGAAGAAGAAAAGCAAGGAGGAGGUAAAGCUGCAGCAGGGCGAGGCUCUGCCGGGACCCUCGCUCGACCAGUGGCACAGAUCGGCUGAGGAGGAAGAGGAUGGGCCAGUCCUGACGGAUGAACAGAAGUCCCGCAUCCAGGCCAUGAAGCCCAUGACCAAGGAGGAGUGGGAUGCCCGGCAGAGCAUUAUCCGGAAGGUGGUGGACCCAGAGACAGGACGCACCAGGCUCAUUAAGGGAGAUGGUGAGGUCUUAGAGGAAAUCGUGACGAAGGAACGACACAGAGAGAUCAACAAGCAAGCCACCCGAGGGGAUGGCCUGGCCUUCCAGAUGCGAGCUGGGCUGCUACCCUGAGGGCCCUGCUGGCUCAUUUUGAUGGCCUGGCCUGGAGGCUGGCUUCAGAGCGGGCACCAGUGUGCUUGUCUUUCCUCCUGUGGACCGACCUCUGGCCCGGCCUCCUCUCAGAUCCGGGGGUAGAAGACAGGGUCACUGGCCUAAUCAGUUCCCCCAUCUCCUGAAAGAGCAUAACUUCCCAAAUAUUAAAUGUUCCCUGGUUGGAAACUUU
This is a messenger RNA of Mustela erminea (ermine), 1095 nucleotides long. RefSeq names its product ADP ribosylation factor like GTPase 6 interacting protein 4 (gene ARL6IP4). Lineage: Eukaryota; Metazoa; Chordata; Mammalia; Carnivora; Mustelidae. The transcript has 6 exons. The record is from RefSeq and is a predicted model, not a curated record. Bases 165 to 884 code for a protein of 239 amino acids.